Messenger RNA from Hydatigera taeniaeformis, 1806 nucleotides. Lineage: Eukaryota; Metazoa; Platyhelminthes; Cestoda; Cyclophyllidea; Taeniidae. The record is from the annotation of a GenBank genome assembly.
AUGUUCAAACUCCUUCGUCGGUUAAACACCUCUUCAGUCAUACGCUAUCCAUUGAUCCCAAUGGUACUUGAUAAAUCGGGUCUCGGUGAAAGAGCUUUCGAUAUUUAUUCACGUUUGUUAAAAGAUAGAAUCGUCUGCCUCAUGGGUCCUGUUACUGACGAGACGUCUAGUCUUAUAGUGGCUCAGUUGCUUUUCCUACAAUCCGAAGAUAAACGUUCUCCCAUUCAUUUAUACGUAAAUAGUCCUGGCGGGUCGGUCACAUCCGGCCUGGCAAUAUAUGAUACGAUGCAGUACAUUCAGCCACCGAUUUACACGUGGUGCAUUGGUCAAGCAAGUAGUAUGGGUUCGCUAUUGCUCACCGCGGGUACUGCGGGGUUCAGGUAUGCUUUGCCACAUGCUCGCAUUAUGGUUCAUCAACCCUCUGGCUUAGCGCAGGGUCAAGCGAGUGACAUACAAAUCCAGGCAGAGGAAAUCAUUAAGACCAGAAAAAUGCUGAAUUCUCUGUAUUCUAAACACACAAAGCAGCCCUUGGAGGUGGUGGAAAAGUGGAUGGAUCGUGACUUCUUCAUGACAUCUGAGGAAGCCACACAAUUCGGACUGGUCGACAAGGUCCUCUAUCCCACCUCAAACCCAGGGAGUAAGUUUCAGCAAACGAUGCACCAAAGCAGUCCACACAUGUACAGCGGCAGCGAAUCGCGAGGAGCCGGGGAAGGCAGCGUCGCAAACGAGGGUAUUGGAAGUGGUUACACAAUGAGUCUAGUUGACAAACUGAACACCAUGUCACGGGUCCGAAGACGACGGCAGGAGGCUGAGGCACUCGCUUCUGAGGCGCGCCAGGCCAUGGAGGAUCCCCUCAUGCCCAUUACUCCCGAAAUUGGACCCGUCGGUUAUCAACUAUCCGAAGGCGAUGAGUGCUCCAUGCUGGAGCCUCACUCCAAGGAACAGCCACCUGUGAAAGAGCUAAUACAGACAUUGAUUGAAUGGAUCAACAAGGAAUUGAUUGACGAGAGAAUUCUCGUUAGGGACAUUGAAGCCGAUCUUUAUGAUGGACAGGUUUUGCAGAAACUCCUUGAAAAACUCACCAGUUCUUCCCUUAACCAACCUGAACUCACCCAGACGGAAAUGGGACAACGUCAAAGACUCAAGCUUGUUCUUGAGGAAAUUAAUAACGUGUUAGGAGUACCGGAUAGCUAUGCUUCAAAGAACUGGCCUAUCACAGCGAUCUUCUCAAAGGACUUGGUGGCCAUUCUGCGUCUGCUGGUGGCUUUGGCUCGACGCUUCGCACCCGAUGUCCGCUUGCCCUCUGGAUGCCAACUCACUCUGGUCAUUGUACGUAAACUCAACGGCGUUCUCCAACAUCGUAGACAGGUAGAGGUCAUCACUGAAGCCGCAGACGCCAGGGACGCAUCGAUGGAGCGCGAUGCAAUUAGUGCUUUAGUGGACUGUGCAGUACCUGAGAAACUGGGAGCGUUUCAGCGCGUUCUUCUGGAUUUCGUCAAUCAACACCUUGGAAAACUCAACAUAGUCGUCAACGAUUUGCAGAAACAGAUGGACGACGGAGUGUACUUCCUUCUGUUGAUGGGAUUGCUGGGUGGUUACUUCAUUCCAUUGCACAAUUUCAACUUAACACCGCGCACCAACGAGCAAAAGCUGGCGAAUCUGAAUUUGGUACUACAGCUGUUGCAGGAAGCCGAGGGCAUCGAACCCGGUUCGAACACACGCGCCGACGACUUGCUGCAAUGCGACCUUAAGGCCACGCUGCGCUUCCUCUACGCCCUCUACUCACGCUAUAAAGACAUGGAGUAG